AUGGGGGGGGGGGGGGUGGGGGAGGGGGGGGGGGGGGGGGGGGGGGGGGGGGGGGGGGGGGGAAAGGGCGAGCAGAAGAGAGAGGCCCCAGACGGCAAGUGCGAUUCCACAGAGUUGGGGGGGUUCAGAGCGGGGGUCACAGCAGCAUGCUCCCGGGGCCAGAGCGGAGGAUUGGAGGCGGCUGAGUUUGAUCCGUACAAGAUUUUAGGUGUGAGCAGGAAAGCGAGCCAGGCUGAAGUGAAGAAGGCAUACAAGAGCCUGGCCAAGGAGUGGCAUCCAGACAAGAACAAGGAUCCAUCUGCUGAAGACAUGUUUAUCAAGAUCUCAAAAUCCUAUGAGAUUCUGUCCAAUGAGGAGCGCAGGGCAAACUUUGACCGUUACGGACAGAUGGACGAGAACCAGCCGUUCGGACAGUCGCAGCACCCAGGCUUCAGGAGCUUCCACCACAGCUUCUACUUCGACGAGUCCUUCUUCCAGUUCCCACGCUCUCGUGAGUUUGCCGACAGUAAAUAUCUGCUGCAUCACGCUCAGUUCAACAGUGAGGUUCUCCCGGACAGUUUCCGGAGGCCAUAUCUGAUCAAAGUGACGUCAGAGUGGUGUUUCGCCUGUGUGCACAUUGAACCCGUGUGGAAGGAGACGGUGGAGGAGCUGGAGCCGCUGGGUGUGGGCAUCGGCAUCAUCGACCUCGGGUACGAGCGCCGUCUGUCCUCGCAGCUCGGAGCUCACCGUGCGCCCUCCAUCAUCGGCCUCAUCAACGGCCGCGUGUCCUUCUUCCAUCAGGCCGUGGUCCGCGAGCACUUGCGCCAGUUCAUCGAGGACCUGCUGCCCAGUAAACUCGUUCACAAGAUCUCGGACAGUAACUACGAGUCGUUCCUGGAUGCCUGGCAGGAGGAGAACAAACCCAGUGUGCUGCUGUUCGACCAGGUCCCUGUGGUUCCUCUGCUUUAUAAGCUGGCUGCGUUCUCCUUCAGAGACUAUGUGCGCUUUGGUUACGUGGAUCAGGGAGGGACGCAGAACACUCGUCUGCUGCGUCAGUUCAACGUGAACACCUAUGCUCCCACUCUGCUGCUGUUCAAAGAAGACACGCAGAAUCCGGUGGACAUCAUACAGGCUCGUGGGAUGAAGAAGCAGAUCAUGGACGAGUUUGUCUCCAAUAAUAAGUUCCUCCAGGUUCCUCGUCUCGUGAACCAGCAGCUGUUUGACGAGCUCUGUCCCAUCAAGCAGUUCCACCGCCGCCGCAAGUUUUGUGUUCUGCUGAUCACGGAGCAGGACUUUGUCGCAGGGAACAAAGCCUUCAUGGAGUUUGCGGUGGCUAAUAAGAAGGAGAUUCUUCGCUUCGCGUACGUUUACCAGCGUCACCAGCAGCCGCUGUGCCUCGCCCUGCUCCGGAACCAGGCUGCACUGUCUCCACAGGUGGUGAUCCUGGAGCGGCGCACGCAGGCGGGGAAGGUGCUGUUCCGCUUGCUCAGCGGAGGAUGGAACGGCAGCGACGACGACAAGUUCAGGCUCCACACAGAGAUUGAUCUGCUGCAGAAGGAUCCGUCCUACCUGAGCACCGACGCCACGCUGCCACAGCUCAACAACGAGAUGGCUCCGAUGUUUUUAAUCCGCUGGUUUAACGCUGCUUAUGAUUACUUCAUUCAAGUAUACGACGACCUGCUCUACUCAAACUGGAGGGAGAUGAUGCCGAUCCUGUCUCUGAUUUUCUCUGCUCUCUUCAUUCUGUUCGGCACGGUCAUCAUCCAGGCCUUCAGUGAACCUGGAGAGAACAAGCCUCAGAAACCCAAAGCCAAAGAGCCUCCACCGUCGCCGGAGCAGACGGAGGACCGAGGCGGAACCUCCAGUCGUCCUCCUAAGAAAGACUUUGUGGAGGUGACGGAGCUCACGGACGUCACAUACGUCAGUAACCUGGUGCGACUGCGUCCCGGACACAUCAACGUGGUCCUGGUUCUGUCUGACUCCAGCAAGAACGUACUGCUCCGGAAGUUCGCCAAAGAAGUCUUCUCCUUCUCCGGCACCCAGACGCUGCACUUCUCCUUUCUGAACGCGGACAAACACCGGCGCUGGAUGCCUGCCCUUCUGCGCUCGGCCCGCUGCCCCGACCUGCAGCUGGACGAGGACUCCUCCGACCUCCCGGGACACGUCCUGGCGCUGAACGGACACCGACGCUACUUCUGCCUCUUCAGACCGGUCUUCACAGGAGACGAGUCCGCGGACGGCCUCAGUGACUCCUCCGUCUGCUCCCGGAAGUCCCGGUCGCGCUCUCGGUCGCGCUCCACCUCCAGGUCACGCUCUCAUUCCCGCGAGGAGACCAAGCGAGGGUCCGGACGAGCCACCAGCAUCGAGCUGCAUCACAAACUGGACAGACUCGGUCUGUGGAUGGAGAGGCUCAUGGAGGGAACUCUGCCCCGGAUACAGGUCCCCGCCUGGCCGCAAUUGGACGAAAACCAGGCGUCCAACAGCAGCUGA
Knipowitschia caucasica is the source of this 2469-nucleotide messenger RNA. NCBI's taxonomy places the organism in Eukaryota, Metazoa, Chordata, Actinopteri, Gobiiformes, Gobiidae. The record is from the annotation of a GenBank genome assembly.